CCUGUAUAUUUACAUGUCUAACGUUUGAUUAUAAGUGUGUCAGGCUAAGAAAAUUUGUAUUUGGUACCCUUCCAUUUCGACCUUUCUAUAGUCCGGUCCAUAGACAAGGCCAGUUCUAAGAUGGGGCAGCCCGUCCAUGGAAUUUAGUUGAGCCUAAUUGAAGUCUAUUCUUAGUAGGAUGGCAAAAGUUGUGUUUUGUCUGCUGGAAGGGUUAUCUCAUGAAUGAAGUGACAUUUUACGCUACUCUUGGUGUGGCGUACCCCUGCUUUGUAUAAUUGUAUUUUUUAUUUGGUGACAGAUGACUUCCUAAAACAUUUAUUUAGUGUACAAGAUUUCACAUUUGAUGACUGUAAAGUCAUCGAGAAUUAUGCAAAUUUAUGACAGGCAUCCGAAUUUGACGUCAUAAAGCGUUAGCUCAUUACACCGUAUAAUGUUCACUGUAUGAUGAGUGCAUUCAUUAAACAACAUAACGACGUGAGAAACAUUAAAUCCACCCGAGAGUCUGCACUGUGCUGACUAAUUAACAUUGUUAACACCGGAUAUCGAGUGGGGUGGAAUAUAUAUGUGCCGAGUUAUUAUCAUUUAUGGACGUGUGCAUGGUGUCAAAAUAACGAGAGAGUACCAAAUGUGUGUAUCCACAUUGUAAGAGACUGUUGCACAUUUAUCGGACAUGGAAGGUACAAUGGAAGAUAAAUAUAUUUGUCAAGUGUCAGUUACUGGAUCUUAUUUGUAGAUAGAUAUAGUAUUAGUAGAUUUAUUUUAGGUAGUGAUAAAAUGAAAAUAGGUAAUCUGGUUUGAAUUAAUAAUCCUGGUAAGGGUAGUAUUCACAGUAUUGGUAUUAAUUCGAACAGAGGUACUUCCAAGUAGUACUUCCGAUAAAUGUGGUAAUUUUUGUAGGGUAAAUAAUCCCGGUAAGGGUAGUAAUUCCAGCAGAGUGGUAAUUUCCAGUAGUGGUAAUAAUUAUGGUAAAUAUGAUAACAGUAUGUAGGGGUAACAAUCCCGGCAGAGAUAGUAGUAUUUCCAGGAGUGGUAAUAAUUCCUUUAAACGUGGUCAUUUCUGUAGGGGUAAUAAUACCAGCAGAGGUAGUAUUUCCAGGAGUGGUAAUAAUUCGUGUAAAUGUGGUCAUUUCUGUAGGGGUAAUAAUACCAGUAGGGAUAGUAGUAUUUCCAGGAGUGGUAAUAAUUCGUGUAAAUGUGGUCAUUUCUGUAGGGGUAAUAAUACCAGCAGAGGUAGUAUUUCCAGGAGUGGUAAUAAUUCGUGUAAAUGUGGUCAUUUCUGUAGGGGUAAUAAUACCAGUAGGGAUAGUAGUAUUUCCAGGAGUGGUAAUAAUUCGUGUAAAUGUGGUCAUUUCUGUAGGGGUAAUAAUACCAGCAGAGGUAGUAUUUCCAGGAGUGGUAAUAAUUCGUGUAAAUGUGGUCAUUUCUGUAGGGGUAAUAAUACCAGCAGGGAUAGUAGUAUUUCCAGGAGUGGUAAUAAUUCCUUUAAACGUGGUCAUUUCUGUAGGGGUAAUAAUACCAGCAGAGGUAGUAUUUCCAGGAGUGGUAAUAAUUCGUGUAAAUGUGGUCAUUUCUGUAGGGGUAAUAAUACCAGUAGGGAUAGUAGUAUUUCCAGGAGUGGUAAUAAUUCCUUUAAACGUGGUCAUUUCUGUAGGGGUAAUAAUACCAGCAGAGGUAGUAUUUCCAGGAGUGGUAAUAAUUCGUGUAAAUGUGGUCAUUUCUGUAGGGGUAAUAAUACCAGUAGGGAUAGUAGUAUUUCCAGGAGUGGUAAUAAUUCCUUUAAAUGUGGUCAUUUCUGUAGGGGUAAUAAUACCAGCAGAGGUAGUAUUUCCAGGAGUGGUAAUAAUUCGUGUAAAUGUGGUCAUUUCUGUAGGGGUAAUAAUACCAGCAGAGGUAGUAUUUCCAGGAGUGGUAAUAAUUCGUGUAAAUGUGGUCAUUUCUGUAGGGGUAAUAAUACCAGCAGGGAUAGUAGUAUUUCCAGGAGUGGUAAUAAUUCGUGUAAAUGUGGUCAUUUCUGUAAGGGUAAUAAUACCAGCAGGGAUAGUAGUAUUUCCAGGAGUGGUAAUAAUUCGUGUAAAUGUGGUCAUUUCUGUAGGGGUAAUAAUACCAGCAGAGGUAGUAUUUCCAGGAGUGGUAAUAAUUCGUGUAAAUGUGGUCAUUUCUGUAGGGGUAAUAAUACCAGCAGGGAUAGUAGUAUUUCCAGGAGUGGUAAUAUAUAUGUACACAGUAAAUAAUUUCUCUAGGGGUAGGGGUAGAGUAAUCCCAGCAGAGAUAGUAUUUCCAGGAGUAAAAAUUCCAAAACACCCAAGUUUUGUUAUAUGCUGGAGUUUAUUCUUUAAUUUCAACGUAAGAUCCCCCAUUCGUACUAAUAUACUGCCGUGGCAGAAGAUAUAAUUUGAUAUAUAUUUGAAUAAAUUAGAAACUAAUUUGCUGUCUCGAAUGGACCUAUAUAUAUCCGGUUUUUUAAGUUAUAUGGUAAGUGGAGGCUGUAGCGAAACAAUGAAAUUAUUUUAGCUUAUGGAGAGAUGUUUGAUGGAGGCCGUUAGCAAUACAAAUAGCUUUCCUCGGAGACUCAGAUGCCGAACUGUGCUUCGGCAAUUUGCGGGAUUGCUUGUGGAAGUUGUCCGGAUGUAAUGGACAGUGAAUAAGUUGUGACCGGCUCACUUGUCAUAACAACUUCUGAUGUAUAGAUGUAUGAUUAAGUACUUAUCUUGCCUGAAAUAUUGUCUUCCCCUACCGUCUUGAAAUUCGCUUUUCGUGUUGAUCUAUUUUUAGAAUUGCAAGGAAAAUUUAGACCAGAAAUGAGUAUUUGUCAGAAAAAUAAAACAUACGUCUGACUGCCGCCGCACCUCCACUUUACAUUAGUAGACAAAAGCAGCAGUUUAAGACUUACUUAGUUAAGUAAGGUAACAUUGUGCCUGAAGCAACCAAGUAAGGACAAAUGUGUCAUCAACGGACCAUGAAGACACACAGUGUGUUAGCUUUAUUGUGUAGGGUAUGAACAAAGAAUGUUAAGGAAAUUACAAAGAGUGUUUAGGCUCUCAUUGUUGUAAUGAAUGCUUUGAAUGCGCUACUUUGAUAUUGACAACAUUAAUAAUAAAUUCCAACGCUGAUUAAUUUAUCAAAUUAACAUGUUGUGUUAAAAUGUUCUCAAAGAACUAUUGUAUAUUUAGCCAAGAGUCGUUGUUUUUGUUACAAAUUAAUUGUAUUCGAAUGAAGAUUAUAUUGGGACUUAGUGGUUUAUAGAUGUACUUGGUGUGGCGCGUGACGAUUCCAUUUCCGAUGUCAACCAAGGCAGGAAAGAUUCAGGUGUGUCAAUCAACUGAUUGCGUUGUCAUCACAUACGUUUCCUUGUUGGCGUUUUCUCUAUAUCGCUGCAACUUACUAUCCGCUUACCUUUACUUGAACUCAGUCUUUCAAUAAUGAUUUACAGCUCGACCAAGAGACACCGGUUGUGUGAUUCGGAUACUUACUGAUUAUAUUGUCGAUGGUACCUGAAAUUACCUAAUUGUAUUAGGUAUUAUCUAAAGAUCAGUCGGCUGUAGAGGUCUUGACAGGGAGUCAAAUAUACGUUGAAUGUGCAGUGUUUAAAGUACACAAUUCACCAUUAUUCUACAUAAUUAAAAUUGUCAAUUUUUGCAUGUUAUUGAUACAGAGUAAUUGGCCAAGUGUCGAGUAAUUUCGUUAUGUUCUCUGAUCAUUGCAUACUUCUUACCAGUUACUGUCUGAAUCUACAUAAGAUGUCGUGAAUAAUUAGAGAAUAUUUAGCCACUUGUUUUGUGAAUUCAGUGUGUUCUGUGAUUGUAGCAUGAUUGCUACCAGUUGCUGUCAGAUUGUACACAACAACUCGUGAAUGAUUGAUUAGGGCGCCUCUAAAGUCCGAUAAAGCCGUGUUUCAUUUCACGUAUGCCACAAGUUUGUUGUCGUGUACUUGUUAAAAGUUUGCAGUUUGUACAGUCAAACUCUCCGGUUUGUUAUAGUUGACAUUUCGAGGUGUCUGUGACGUGUGAGGACAACUUGUAGUGUAUUAGUGAUAAUUAUACUCAGAUAAGAGUCGUAUCUGUACUUCAGUUGAACAUUUGGUGUAUUAUUUGUUUGUUACAACUGACAUUUCGAGGUGUCUGUGACGUGUGAGGACAACUUGUAGUGUAUUAGUGAUAAUUAUACUCAGAUAAGAGUCGUAUCUGUACUUCAGUUGAACAUUUGGUGUAUUAUUUGUUUGUUACAGUUGACAUUUCGAGGUGUCUGUGACGUGUGAGGACAACUUGUAGUGUAUUAGUGAUAAUUAUACUCAGAUAAGAGUCGUAUCUGUACUUCAGUUGAACAUUUGGUGUAUUAUUUGUUUGUUACAACUGACAUUUCGAGGUGUCUGUGACGUGUGAGGACAACUUGUAUUGUAUUAGUGAUAAUUAUACUCAGAUAAGAGUCGGAUCUGUACUUCAGUUGAAUAUUUGGUGUAUUAUUUGUUUGUUACAACUGACAUUUCGAGGUGUCUGUGACGUUUGAGGCCAACUUGUAGUGUAUUAGUGAUAAUUAUACUCAGAUAAGAGUCGUAUCUGUACUUCAGUUGAACAUUUGGUGUAUUAUUUGUUUGUUACAACUGACAUUUCGAGGUGUCUGUGACGUGUGAGGACAACUUGUAGUGUAUUAGUGAUAAUUAUACUCAGAUAAGAGUCGUAUCUGUACAGUACUUCAGUUGAACAUUUGGUGUAUUAUUUGUUUGUUACAACUGACAUUUCGAGGUGUCUGUGACGUGUGAGGACAACUUGUAGUGUAUUAGUGAUAAUUAUACUCAGAUAAGAGUCGUAUCUGUACUUCAGUUGAACAUUUGGUGUAUUAUUUGUUUGUUAUAGUUGACAUUUCGAGGUGUCUGUGACGUGUGAGGACAACUUGUAGUGUAUUAGUGAUAAUUAUACUCAGAUAAGAGUCGUAUCUGUACAGUACUUCAGUUGAACAUUUGGUGUAUUAUUUGUUUGUUAUAGUUGACAUUUCGAGGUGUCUGUGACGUGUGAGGACAACUUGUAGUGUAUUAGUGAUAAUUAUACUCAGAUAAGAGUCGUAUCUGUACUUCAGUUGAACAUUUGGUGUAUUAUUUGUUUGUUACAACUGACAUUUCGAGGUGUCUGUGACGUGUGAGGACAACUUGUAGUGUAUUAGUGAUAAUUAUACUCAGAUAAGAGUCGUAUCUGUAAGUACUUCAGUUGAACAUUUGGUGUAUUAUUUGUUUGUUACAACUGACAUUUCGAGGUGUCUGUGACGUGUGAGGCCAACUUGUAGUGUAUUAGUGAUAAUUAUACUCAGAUAAGUCGUAUCUGUACUUCAGUUGAUCAUUUGGCGUAUUGUUUUGUUUGUUUAAUCGGUGAAUAUUGUAGUUCAUGUUAUUUUUCAAUCAAGAUAAACCAUUGUCAAUAUCGAAUCACCUUUGAAGAAAUUCUAUAUUCGGUUGUAAUAAUAAAGGUUACUGUAGGCUAUAAACGUUGACUUUUCACUAAAAGUAACACGUGUUUAUCUAAACUGUGUAGUGUUUUAAUUGACUUGUAUAAAUUCUCAACAUUUAAUCUGUAACGUAUGCGUCAGGAUGCAAUGAUGAUCGUUAUUUCU
Messenger RNA from Homalodisca vitripennis (glassy-winged sharpshooter), 5598 nucleotides. RefSeq lists its product as uncharacterized. The record is from RefSeq and is a predicted model, not a curated record. The transcript has 2 exons. The coding region runs from base 963 to 2231 and encodes 422 amino acids. NCBI's taxonomy places the organism in Eukaryota, Metazoa, Arthropoda, Insecta, Hemiptera, Cicadellidae.